Medicago truncatula (barrel medic) is the source of this 2070-nucleotide messenger RNA. RefSeq names its product zinc finger MYM-type protein 1-like. Bases 1 to 2070 code for a protein of 689 amino acids. NCBI's taxonomy places the organism in Eukaryota, Viridiplantae, Streptophyta, Magnoliopsida, Fabales, Fabaceae. The transcript has 4 exons. The record is from RefSeq and is a predicted model, not a curated record. Gene Ontology annotation, molecular function: protein dimerization activity.
AUGAGAAAAUUUUUGGUUGAUAGAACAAGUAAUGUGAAUGUUGUGCAACCGGAAGCCGAAGUAGAAGAACCACCACCUAAUGUGGCCAAUGAGUUUAAUCCAAAUGAGAUUGUACGUGAUCCAGGUCGUAGGAAACAAAUUCAUACAUAUGCUUCGGAUAUUCAAGACCAACAACCCGGGAGGGCCGAGUACUUUGGUUUCGAUGUCUUCACCAAAGACGGAUUUAAAGAUUGGAAGCAUGCAUCUAAAGGCUUGAAAGAUCAUAUUGGUAGUCAUAAUAGUAUGCACAACUCCUGUAUCAAGCAUUAUGAUGAUUAUAAUAAUCAAAGACAAAGCAUAGAAAGUAAGUUAGCUAAAGCAACUAAGGAAUCCGAAGAAUUGUAUAAGAUCUGUUUGACUUGUUCUCUAGAUUAUACUAUAUAUCUCAUAGCACAAGGCAUUGCUUUCCGUGGCCAUGAUGAAAAAACUACUUCUCUAAACAAGGAGUGUUGUGCAUAUGAAGUUAUGAAUGUGAUUAUGGAAGAGCUUGGUGAUAAACAAUUCUAUGUGCUUAUUGAUGAGUCACGUGAUAUAUCCGUUAAAGAGCAAAUGGCGGUGAUGUUGAGGUUUGUGAACAACAAAGGGGAAGUUGUGGAACGAUUUAUUGCUCUACAUCAUGUCAAAGAUACUACUUUUAAGGCACUAAAGAAUGCUCUUUAUUGUAUUCUUGAACGUUACAAGUUAUCUAUUUCAAGGAUACGAGGGCAAGGAUAUGAUGGAGCUUCAAAUAUGAUAGGUGAAUUUAAUGGUUUGCAAAGAAAGAUUCUAGAUGAAAAUCCUUAUGCUUUCUAUGUCCAUUGUUAUGCUCACCGCUUGCAAUUGGUGAUUGUGUCUGUUGCUAGUAGUUGCUCAUCUAUUAAUGAUUUCUUUGAGUACAUCUCCGUGAUUGUAACAACAUCAAGUGCAUCUUGCAAGAGAAGGGAUGCUUUGAUGGAGACACAACACAAAGAUAUUUUGAAAAAACUUGAGAGUGGUGAGAUAUCUACAGGAAGGGGCUUGAACCAAUCAUCUACUCUUGCUAGAGCCGGGAAUACUAGAUGGGGUUCACAUCAUACUACAUUGCUUCGUUUGGAUCAGAUGCGGUCCUCCGUGUUAGUGGUGCUUAGUAUGGUUCAUGAAGAUGGACGUGGACCAUCUCAAGCGGCGGGUUUGAUAGAAAAGAUGGAGAGCUUUAAAUUUGCUUUCAUUUUGAAGUUAAUGUUAAAGUUGUUUAGUAUCACAAACGAGCUUUCAAAAAUCUUGCAAAGAAAAUAUCUUAAUAUUGUUAGUGCCAUGGAAUUAAUUAAUGUCGUCAAAGCUCGGUUGGCCACAUUGAGAGAUAAUGGUUGGGACAAUUUAUUUGUUGAUGUACAAGAAUUUUGUGUUGCUAAAGGUAUUCCGGUGUCAAAUAUGGAUGAAGAAAUACCGGUUCGGGGUCGUUCAAGACUAGAAGGGAGGGCCGUCACUAAUCUUCACCAUUACCGUGCCGAGAUUUUUUAUGUUGCUAUUGACAAAAUAUGUGUGGAGAUGGAUCAUCGCUUUAGUGAAGGAAGUAACAUUGUACUUGAUUGCUUCUCAUGUCUUGAUCCCAAGAACUAUUUCUCUAAGUUUGAUGUUGAUAAGCUUGCUCAUCUUGCUGAUAUUUAUCAUGCAGACUUUUCUGAUGAUGAUCGUGGAACAAUAAGGAAGCAACUUGACACUUACGUACUUCAAAUGAAAAGGCAUGCUUCCUUUUCUUCUUGUGAAGAUGUUCAAAGUUUGGCUAUGAAGAUGGUUCAAACUGAGAAACAUUUGGUAUUUCCAUUGGUCUACAAACUCAUUGAGUUGGCUUUGAUAUUGCCGGUGUCGACAGCUUCCGUUGAAAGAGCUUUUUCAGCAAUGAAGAUUAUCAAGACUAAAUUGCGCAACAAGAUCAACAAUGGAUGGUUGAAUGACUUGAUGAUCUGUUACACCGAGCGGGAGAUAUUCAAGUCACUUGAUGAUGUUGAUAUUAUUCGAACAUUCACUCGAAAGAGGUCACGGAAAGGGCAUUUACCUCCUAAUUUUAUUUAG